AUGUCAGAAAGUACUUUUCGAUCUGCGUUUCCACGAUGGUGUCUGUCAUCUUCUAUUGAUCAAAUUACGUUUUCCUAUCGACCACUGGCAUGGACAACUGACCGUGAUGCCAUUAUUGCAACUUUCUUCAACGGAGGACGUACUGGGUUCUCUACUGGAGAUCCUUCUCGGCUUAUGGAAGAACUAGCUCUUGUCAGACCUUCAUCUUUUGGUGGUCCUCCAAGUAUUUGGAAUAAAAUCUACACGGAAUUCAAAGCAGCUCUGUCGCUUAUCACUCUCUCUCAUUCACCCGAAGUCAUAGAAACAGAAGAACAACACCUUCUACAACAAUUCUCCAAACUCAUUCCAAACCGAUGCAAAACAAUCUCAAUCGGUGGUGCCAAGGCUAGUCCAGUAAUAUUAAACUUUAUGAAACGAUGUUUUACACAUUGUACGGUAAUUGAAUCCUAUGGAAUAAGUGAAUGUGGUGGUAUCACCUGCGACAACGAUGUUGGAAACGCACUUCAAUAUCGCCUAGAAUCUAUUCCAGACAUGGGCUACACUCUUGAUGACAAACCAUUUCCACGAGGAGAACUUUUGGUAAAAACUCCACAUAUGUUUUCUGGAUACAUCAACAACCCAGAAGAAACUCACGCUGCUCUCACCGAAGAUGGCUUCUUUCGAACUGGUGAUGUUGUCGAAUUACGUACCUGUCAUAAUGUUCUACCUAGUUUACAUGUCGUCGAUCGUAAGAAAAACUUCUUCAAACUCUCACAAGGACAAUUUGUAUCACCCGAGUUUCUUCAAGGCAUCUACAUUCAAAGUCCUUUCGUCCAUCAGAUCUACAUUCAUGGUGAUCUAUUAGCAGAUUCUGUCACCGCUGUUAUCGUACUCAACCAAGCAUAUGCGCAAGCAUUUAGUCUCAACCAUAACUUGACUCCACUCGACAUGAACAAUCCUGAUCCACUCUUUUAUGGUGCACUUCUACAAGAUCUUCGUUCAAUCGCUGAAAAAGAAUCACUUCGAAAACAUGAAAUUCCAUCAAGAAUAAUCAUUGAUUUUCAACCAUUCACAUCUGAAAAUGGUCUUCUCACUUCUUCCAUGAAACCUUGUCGACAUAAACUAGCUGCACAUUAUGCUGAUCGACUCAAAACAACAUCGAUCACUAUUGAACAACAACUAAAAACGAUCAUCGAAACAGCAACAGGACAAUCGAUGUCAAUAGACAAAGAAGACAAUCUCUUUUUGGCUAAUGGUGGUGAUUCAUUAUCAGCUGUUCGUUUAUCUCGUAUGAUUGAGAAUGAUCUAGGAAUACCGAUACCAUUAAACAUACUCUUCGAUCCUAAGAUGACUCUUCAACAAUUAACAACUCUCAUCCAAGAUCCUUCUCAGCUCUCUUCUCUUUCUCAAUCACUUGUACCACAAUUGUUGAAUGAUGCUGACUUGGAUUUGAAUAUAACAAUUGGCAAACGUAAGAUCACAAGUGAUUGUCCUUCGAUGAUUUUCAUUACUGGAACAACAGGAUUUGUUGGUGCAUUUUUACUAGCCGAACUAUUAACAGUCUAUCGUGGCGAGUGUAAAUUUGUAUGUCUUGUUCGAUGUUCAUCUUCGACGAAGGCAUUAGAUUGCAUUCGAGAGACUAUGUUAUUCUAUCAGAUAUGGAAAGACGACUAUCAAGAUCGAAUCAUUGCAUUGCAAGGUGAUCUUGCCAAAAGUUGUUUUGAAUUGGAUAAUGAAACAUACGAAUUACUUGCUCGUGAAAUCGAUGUGAUCUUUCAUUGUGGUGCAAGUGUUAAUUUUGUACUUCCAUAUAGUCAGCUUUGUGGUCCGAAUGUGUGUGGUACUCGAGAGAUCAUUCGUUUCGUCACUCAUAUGCCUUCUGCUUGUAUACCUAUACAAUACAUCUCGACCAUGAGUGUUCUACCUCCUGAUGUUGAGAAAGAGAUAUCAAUUGAGGAGACUUCUCCUGAUAGACUGACUAGUGGUUAUGCACAAAGUAAAUGGGUGGCAGAAAAGUUGAUAGUCAAAGCAAGUCGUUGUGGUUUACCUGUGGUUAUUUAUCGUCUAGGAUUGAUCUGUGGUGAUAGCAGAAGUGGUGCAUGUAAUCAAAAUGAUCUUUAUACGUUGUUAUUUGAUGCAAUGAUGAGGAUGGGUUGUUAUCCUGAGACAGCGCUUCAUGGUGAUGUGAAUGGUUUGCCAGUUGAUUUUACGGUGAAAACUAUUGUUAAUUUGAGUAAAGUUCAACCUGAUGUAUAUGGAAAUGUAUAUCAUGUGGUGAAUCCAAACGGUGAAAUUGGAUUUGAAGAUGUGAUUCAAGCUAUGCGAAGUUGUGGUGUUGAAAUGAAAAGUGUUUGUGGCGAAGAAUGGCGAAUGAAGGUGAAGACAAUCGCUGAUGAGAAUAGCCGUUUUGAAUCUGUGAGAGAAUUCUUGUUUGACAGUGCAUUUAGAGAAAGACGUAAAGUAUCUUCGGUCGAGUUUUCGAAUGCUGGGUGUCUAUCAGAUUUUCCAUCAGUGGACAAAGUUUAUAUGUUCAGAUGCGUGAGUUUUAUACUAGAUAAUAUUGUCCACAAAUGA
Didymodactylos carnosus is the source of this 2553-nucleotide messenger RNA. The record is from the annotation of a GenBank genome assembly. Lineage: Eukaryota; Metazoa; Rotifera; Eurotatoria; Philodinida; Philodinidae.